AUGGUGGUAAACUCUACAGACAUCUCAUAUUUCACACUCAGUGCCUACUUUGACGCUGGUCUUUUUAAGUACUUCUCUCUCAUCAUCAUCAUGUCAUUAUAUAUUUUAACGGUUUGUGCCAACGUCUUCCUCAUCGUGGUGAUCUGCAUGAACAGAAGCUUACAUGAGCCUAUGUACCUGUUCCUGUGCAGCCUGUUUGUGAAUGAACUGUAUGGUAGUACAGGCUUGUUUCCGUUCCUUCUGCUGCAGAUUCUCUCUGACGUUCACACUGUUUCUGCUUCCUGUUGCUUCCUGCAGAUCUUCUGCGUCUACACAUAUGCAAACGUACAGUUUUGUAACUUAGCCGUCAUGUCUUACGACAGAUAUCUUGCGAUCUGUUGUCCUCUGCGAUACGCCGUGCAUAUGACUCACACCGCGGCGGCCACACUCAUCAUGGUAACAUGGUUGUACCCUUUUCUUGCCAUCGUUGUUUUGAUAUCAUUGAGCGCCUCUUUACGGCUGUGUGGGAACAUCAUUAACAAAGUGUACUGUGACAACUACUCCAUCGUUAAACUGGCGUGCUCCGACACCGCCGUCAACAACAUCUACGGAAUAUUUUACACAAUAGCAACAAUUUGUGUUGUGAUUCUGAUCAUUUUCACGUAUAUGAAGAUCCUUCAGGUGUGUUUUUCUGGCUGUAAGCUGAGUCGACAGAAAGCCGUCAGCACCUGCACGCCUCACCUGGCCUCCCUGCUCAACUUCUCCUGUGGAUGUUUCUUUGAAAUAGUUCAGAGCAGGUUUGAUAUGAAGCACGUGCCUCGUAUGUUGCGCAUUUUUUUGUCAUUAUACUGGCUGACAUGUCAGCCGCUCUUCAAUCCUGUUUUGUACGGACUGAAUCUCACCAAAAUUCGCAUCAUGUGUAAAAGUCUUGUUUUUGGCCACAGGUGA
Messenger RNA from Chelmon rostratus (copperband butterflyfish), 927 nucleotides. RefSeq names its product olfactory receptor 52D1-like. The transcript has a single exon. Gene Ontology annotation, molecular function: G protein-coupled receptor activity; olfactory receptor activity. Gene Ontology annotation, biological process: G protein-coupled receptor signaling pathway. The record is from RefSeq and is a predicted model, not a curated record. Gene Ontology annotation, cellular component: membrane. NCBI's taxonomy places the organism in Eukaryota, Metazoa, Chordata, Actinopteri, Chaetodontiformes, Chaetodontidae. The coding region runs from base 1 to 927 and encodes 308 amino acids.